ACGCUUAUCUUAGACACCGACAAGACAGCUGUGCAAUUGGUGUCCUUCAAACCGGCAAACUUCACGGUCGAGCAAUGCCUCGAAGAAUGUUUGAACCGCAAGGAUUUCGUUUGUCGCUCAGUCAUGGUCGACACCUUGCGCCGUCGGUGCUCACUGACUGAUGUCAAUCAGUUUUACAUAUCUCUGGGAGACUCGGAACGGGAGGAUUUGUACGUAAUGAGAGAUAGGGUUUGCGAUGUCUUUGAAGACAACGGACUCACCAAGGAAGAAUGCCUUCUACCUCUUGGCUUGGAGGUGGGCCUCAUCACAGACGGGCAGCUCACCGCCUCCUCGUACGCAAAUCUCGACCACGCCCCUUGGGAAGGCCGUCUGAACGGGAACUCUUCCUGGAUGCCCGAUCCAGCAGAGUUCAACCAGUCAGCGCCGGCGGAUGCUCGUCCUUAUCUGCAAAUCGAUUUUCUGGAAAGAGUAAAAGUCACGGGACUGGUUGUCCAAGGAGGGGGCGGGGCCGACACACUUAGUGGCAACUGGGUAGAGGAGUUCACAGUCCUGAUCGCCCAUGACCCGGUGGGUGGGGCAUGGGACAAGGUGGGACUGUACAAAGACACGGUAUCCCAGUACGGGCCGGCUCUUCCGAAGAUAUUUGAAGCCAAUAAGGAACCAAACUGUGUUCGAUCAAUGUUCUUUGAGGAGGCCAUCUACACUCGUUAUCUCCAAAUCAACCCGACUCAGUGGCACGGGCAGGUAGCCUUGCGUUUAGAGGUUAUUGGAUGCAGAGAUACCGACUGUGACAACACCCUGGGGAUGAUCAACGGUAAGAUAACAGACAGCCAGAUUGCAGUGUCCAGCUAUCGUUCCUUGACCGAAGACGGACGGGCUGCGCGUCUCACUCCCUUCAACGGGCGGUCCGGCAUUGGUUGGAUUCCGGCCCAUUCUGACCCGGAGCCGACUGUUAAGAUACAGCUGGACCGCCCUCAUGUGUUGACAUCCAUCAUCACGCAGGGCUGCGUGGCACGAGGGGCGACGUCACUGCGAAUCAGUCACGUGAACCGUACCGUGGUCUUGUCACCAGUGCAGGAUGAGAUUAGCAGAUUGGAGAUAAUUGGUGGCAACAGCGGUACUUCCUACCUGUACAGACACACUCUGUUGGCACCUGUUACAUGCACCAGUGUCAUCAUAACGUUACUUGAGCCGGAUGAAUUGUCUUGCUUGAAAGUGGAACUUGUUGGUUGUUUGUCGUUAUCAGGCUGCCGAAAACGACUGGGCAUGGAGACCGGCCGCAUUGCGGACCAUCAAUUAUCCACUCAGCGGAACAGGAGCGAGGCCGGUCAGGCGGCCACGGCAACGCCCCGCCUCCACCAGUGGGUUGGCCUAUCCAGCGGGUGGAUCCUUGGGGAAAACGGCGGCGGGGACUGGCUGCAGAUUGACCUGUUGACCUUACACACGGUCAGCGGGGUCAUGGUUCAGGCGGGACGGGACCAUCAUGGAGGACAGUCAGAAUAG
Molecule: messenger RNA, 1503 nt
Organism: Acanthaster planci (crown-of-thorns starfish)
Lineage: Eukaryota; Metazoa; Echinodermata; Asteroidea; Valvatida; Acanthasteridae
Biological process (GO): adenylate cyclase-activating G protein-coupled receptor signaling pathway; activation of adenylate cyclase activity; hormone-mediated signaling pathway
Cellular component (GO): plasma membrane
Molecular function (GO): protein binding; calcium ion binding; G protein-coupled peptide receptor activity
Source: RefSeq, a predicted model, not a curated record